This is a messenger RNA of Carassius auratus (goldfish), 1811 nucleotides long. Its product is annotated as neurobeachin-like. Gene Ontology annotation, biological process: intracellular protein localization. Gene Ontology annotation, cellular component: cytosol; membrane. Bases 270 to 1811 code for a protein of 513 amino acids. Gene Ontology annotation, molecular function: protein kinase binding. NCBI's taxonomy places the organism in Eukaryota, Metazoa, Chordata, Actinopteri, Cypriniformes, Cyprinidae. The record is from RefSeq and is a predicted model, not a curated record. The transcript has 10 exons.
CAUACGACAUCACUGAACAACAUAAAUUAGAAAGGGAAGCGAGAGCUCAAGUACAGUGUGUGGAGCACCUGCAGACCUGUACUAGUAUAUACAGUGAAUCUGCCACAUGCGUUUGGACUCUUACUGCACAGCCGGUAGAUAUUAAAUGACUAUCGGAGAUUUGUUUCCCCUUAAAGUGGCCGUAGAUAUCUCAUCGAACUUGAUUUGACUAAAUCACCUCCUUUUCUUGAUGAUACAGUGCUGUUUUUAAAUACCGCGGCUGAUAGGAUAUGGCGAGCGUUCAGACGGUGGCCACGCCGGGCGACAGAGCACCUCCUCCCGGCCACAGGCAGCACGGAGCCGCCGCUGCUGCGGGCUCCGGUACCGGUGACAUGAUGAUGUCUUGCUCCGGAUCGGUGGUGCUGCCUGCCGGGGUGAUAAACCCCUCGGUCCCGAUUCGGAAUAUCAAGACGAAAUUCGCAGUUCUCACCAGUCUCAUCCAAGUCGGCGAGGUCAGCAAUAGAGAUAUAGUGGAAACAGUGUUGAAUCUGCUGGUUGGAGGUGAGUUUGACCUGGAGAUGAACUUCAUCAUCCAGGAUGCAGAGGCCAUCAUCUGCAUGCUGGAGCUGCUGGAACACUGUGAAGUCACAUGCCAGGCGGAAAUCUGGAGCAUGUUUACUGCCAUACUACGCAAGAGUGUCCGCAACCAGCAGACCAGCACUGAGGUCGGCCUCAUUCAGAGACUUUUGCUCAGAAUGAGCUCUGUGGACGACAUGAUCGCAGACCUGCUGGUGGAUAUGCUAGGAGUUCUGGCCAGCUACAGUAUCACCGUCAAAGAACUCAAAUUGCUCUUCAGCAUGCUGAGAGGAGAAGGAGGAUUGUGGCCAAGACAUGCAGUCAAACUGCUCUCAGUGCUGACUCAGAUGGCACAGAGACACGGACCAGACACUUUCUUUAACUUCCCUGGGCGAAGUGCAGCUGCGAUUGCGUUACCUCCCAUUGCUAAAUGGCCUUAUCAGAACGGCUUCACCCUCAACACCUGGUUCCGCAUGGAUCCUCUGAACAACAUCAGUGUGGAUAAAGACAAACCCUACCUUUACUGUUUCCGUACAAGCAAAGGCAUCGGCUACUCGGCACAUUUUGUGGGGAACUGCUUGAUUGUGACAUCGUUGAAGUCGAAAGGAAAAGGUUUCCAGCACUGCGUGAAAUAUGACUUUCAGCCCCGCAAGUGGUACAUGAUUAGCAUCGUUCACAUCUACAACCGCUGGAGAAACAGUGAGAUUCGCUGCUACGUAAACGGACAGCUUGUCUCCUAUGGUGACAUGGCUUGGCACGUCAACACCAACGAUAGCUAUGACAAAUGUUUCCUCGGCUCAUCUGAGACAGCAGACGCCAACCGAGUCUUCUGCGGACAGCUUGGAGCCAUCUAUGUGUUCAGUGAAGUGUUAAACCCUGCUCAGAUAUUCGCCAUCCAUCAACUAGGCCCAGGAUACAAGAGCACCUUUAAAUUUAAAUCAGAGAGUGAUAUCCACCUGGCUGACCAUCAUAAGCAAGUUUUGUAUGACGGGAAGUUGGCAAACAGCAUUUCCUUCACUUACAACGCCAAAGCCACAGACGCUCAGCUCUGCCUGGAGUCCUCACCCAGAGAAAACCCGUCCAUAUUCGUGCAUUCGCCUCAUGCUCUAAUGCUACAGGAUGUGAAGGCCAUCGUUACACACUCCAUUCACAGUGCCAUUCACUCCAUUGGUGGUAUCCAGGUGCUGUUUCCUCUCUUUGCACAGCUGGAUUUCCAUCAGCAAAGUGAAAGCCAAGUGGAGAACACAGUGUGGUAA